AUGGUGGACUCGAUGUCCACGAAGCCCAAGGAGCACCCGACGCUCGUUUCGGAGUUCGUCGAGUCGACGGUCACCAUCAUUUCGCUGGUCAAUAGUGGCGAGUUGAACAUGAGGGUCGGCAAGAGGGUGAGGAUGACCGUCGAGUCGAUUAUCCAGAGCAGGAGGAAGCAGGUCAUCAAACUUUAUGAACAGGAGGGCAUCCUCGCUAAAAUGAAAUUCAAAGCCGUACCGCUUCAGAAGUACUUGAAGGACAACCCCGAGGCCGACGUGAAGGAAGACGGGCUCAUCAUCAGGCAGUGCAAGCUGCCCGGCUUUACCUCAUUGGUGGAGUGCGUAUUGCUGAGGAAAGGUGACGAAGGUGUCUUUGACUUGGAGCUGACCUCUGCCCAGCUCAUGUCGAAGGAAGAGACCCUCGACGACGGGUCGGCGCUGAUCCGCCAAGACCAGAUCGACAAGCGCUUCAGGAACCUCGGCGAGAAGGUCAUGCAGCCGUUGAUGAAGGCUGCAGAGAAGGCCACGCAGUACAAGCCAGCUCGGGAAGCCAUAGCGCCCCCCCCUCCUCCUGAGCCCGCUGCUGGGGAUGCAGCCGCGGGGGAGGAUGCUGGGAUGGAAGUCGUGGAGUCCAGCGACGGCGACGACGGGGAGGAGCCAGACGUCCUGUCCGGGUCGCUGCUGGGGAACUUGUUCGGCGACUCGUCCUCCUCCAGGGCGGCGGCCAAGUCGAAGAGCACGGGAGCGGCUUCCUCGUCGGGACCGCAUCCUUCCUCUGGCCGCGCCGCUGUGCGGCCAGCAGGCCCGACGCCAUCGAAGACGCCACCGAGCGUGCAACAAAGGGGCACCAAGCGCGUUGCAGAGACUCCGACUCCAGAGUCAGGGAAGAAAGCCUCCCUUGAGGAUUCCGAGGGCGAGGCCGGGAGGAGGCCGCGCGGCCGACCCCCGAAAGCUAUCAACCCAGAAGAGUUGCUGCAAGAGGAGGGCCACUACGAGAACAUGGAAAAGUUCGACACUCAUGUCAGCGCUAUUAUGGACAUCUGCGGCGGGAGCCAGGUCAUGUUCGCGGUGCCCGACGAGAUGGCGAAAUGCAUCACCAAGGCCAAAGCUGUCGUCAACAACCUUGACAAAUGCGCCAAUCAUGCGAACGCCAUCGAGAAGAAGCACGGAAAGAAGCACAGUGCCCCAGAAGAGAUGAAGGAACUCUUGGCUUCAUCAAAGAGAAAGACAAGGAACAUGACAAACUUCAUUCAGGAGUUCACGAAAAAGAAGAGAGACUUCGAGAAGCUUCGCGAGUUGCUGUCGGAGUUGAACACGGACAAAGUGUCGGUCCCUCCUUUGUUCAAGGUCGUCGUGUUCGUCAAUUGUGUCUGCAAUUUCGGGGUCUUCAAGCAGUUCGAUCAGCUUCGAGAGGUCAUGGGCUCUUUCACUCUUGAUGGCGAUGACUUCCUUCUGCAUAGGAAGCCAGCGGAAAGGGGUGAGAUUAUCUCGAUGGUUAUCGAGACGACCAUGCCACGGAUUUUCCAAGCGCUGCCUUCUGCCGCAUCUUUUGAGCAGGGCCUCGAUGUGCUAAAUACAAUUCAUGGGUACCUCGAGGUGGUGAGGAAACUCGAACCACUCAACGUAGAGUUGGAAGAGCACCUGAAGUACUUGGCUGACGCUACGGGGCAAGGAGCGGAUCCUGAUGACCUCGCGAUGAGCGAUGCGAUCGACGCGCUAGACGCCGUAGCUGCGGACGACGACUCAGAGAGCGCACUGAAGGCCAGCUUAGUCCUGAAGCAGUGGACGUCCUUGAAGGAACACAUGGAGACGAUCAAAGAGGCGAGAAGGAAGGCAGUUGGACCAGUGCAGCUCCUCCCGAAGGUGGUCUCGAUGGCCCGCGACUUCAUGCAGAGUCCGCCGGUGCGCAGGAAUCCCGACGUCUUCGGUCAGAAAAUCACGUCCGCCCUCGCGCGUGCCCUGGACCGCUUGGCCCAGGACGACUUCAACUCCGAGGCUUCGAAGGCUCUCGCGAUGUUCGCCCGCAAGUGCACGGAGAUCAUCAAUGACGUGACGAAGAGCAUUGCCGCGGACUGGGCCGCGAAGAAGCUGGAUAUCUUCAUCUCUGCGAAGGACAAGGCUGGCGGCGAGGACUGGCGCAACGAAGUGACGGCCCUCGACAAGCUGAUGAGGCCGCUGUACCUGGGCUUCGUCAAAUUCGAGGGUCUAGGCCUCCUCCGCCCCGUCCACCUUCAGAAGCUGUCGAAGAAAGCCGCAGAGGAGGUCAAUGAAUGUAAGAAGGUCGUCAUUGGGAGGAUGAGGCUUAUUACAACGAUGGUCGAGAUCUGCAACACGGACUUCGAUGUCAUGGAAGCGCUCCACAAGAUGGAGGACGCCGACCCUGACCUCGCGCCUCUGCUCAUCGAGAAGUUUCACGCUGCAGAGCUCGCGAUGCGGAACCUGCCAGAGCCCGCAGAGAUCCCAGAGGAGUUCGUCAAGAAGCAGAAAGCGUUCGAACUUGCUUUCGGUCCCCGGCGCAUUGCGAUGACCCAGCUGGAUGACCUGGGCGAGAAGCUCGGAGAAGCGUUCAAGACCAUGCUGAAUGUCGGGCCCGAGGAGGAUGACCACGACGUGAAGACGGCAUCCAACACCGCCAACGGUCUCCACAACAAGAUUGUGAAGCUCAUGAG
Molecule: messenger RNA, 2660 nt
Organism: Prorocentrum cordatum
Lineage: Eukaryota; Dinophyceae; Prorocentrales; Prorocentraceae
Source: the annotation of a GenBank genome assembly